AAAAUCGCGCAGGCGCAUUGCUGCGGUGCAUAGGAGAAGAAUGUACAUCUUGUCAUCUGUACUUACAGUGCCGCAAAACCUGCGCUUGAGAGCCAGUAGUUCGCCGAAAACCAACCUGCGUGACUUCGUUUCGAGCUCAGCAACACUGCGCCUGGGGCAGAAAUGCGACGACGUUCAGCGUGGGAGUGUCAAACCCAGCCCCACUCUCUGUUAGCAUGACUAGCACUCCUGCUGUGUUUUGACUUCCGUCUCAAAGCUCUGCUGGCUGCGAAUAGAGAUGUCGUUUUGAAUUUUUGGGUCGCCGGUAUGGACUUAAUCUAAAACGGAAAAAAAAAAAAAAAAAAAAAAAAAAGUGAAGGCCCUCAGUGGAAGGUUAGCGAAGCCUCACAAAUGCCAUCUACGCGUCCGCUUUGACAUCGAGGACGACGCGUCGUGCUGGCUGUACUGGUGGAUAAGACCAGUGACACAUGCCCGUCCGGACGUUCAGUUAUGUCCAUCGCGUUAGCCUAAAGCGUAGUCUUCAAGCACAUUUAAUCGUCGGGCCGGCGAAGUUUUCGUGGAGGCAUUAAUGCUGUCGACAGUCACCCCUGAUCCAUCCCCGGAGAGCCCCCUGCUCGGGCCUCUCGCCCCAGCGCCGGCCCGUGCGCGCGCCCCAGCCCCCGCUGGCCGCAAGCGCGGCGGGGAGGCGCGCGGAAGCAGCCCUCCUGCUCGGGGUGUCAUGGAGGUGGGCGUGCGCGUGGUGCGCGGUGUGGACUGGAAGUGGGGCAACCAGGACGACGGCGAGGGCCACGUCGGCACGGUGGUGGAGGUGGGGCGCCAGGGCAGCACCACCACGCCUGACAAGACGGUGGUGGUGCAAUGGGACAGUGGCACACGCACCAACUACCGCACCGGCUACCAGGGCGCCUACGACCUGCUGCUCUACGACAACGCGCAGAUCGGUGUCCGCCACUCCAACAUCAUCUGCGACAGCUGCAAGAAGCAUGGGAUCAUGGGGAUGCGCUGGAAGUGCAAGGUGUGCUUCGACUACGACCUGUGCACGCACUGCUACAUGAACAACAAGCACGACCUCUCGCAUGCCUUCGAGCGCUACGAGACCGCCCACUCGCAGCCAACGAGUCUGACGCCCAGGCAGAACCUCGCCCGGAUCAUCCUCAAAGGGAUCUUUCAGGGUGUGAAGGUCAUCCGCGGACCCGACUGGGACUGGGGCAACCAAGACGGAGGCGAGGGUAAGGUCGGCAAGGUGGUGGAUAUCCGGGGCUGGGACCAGGAGUCCGGCCGCAGCGUGGCCAGCGUCACCUGGGCCAACGGAACCACCAACGUCUACAGGAUGGGCCACAAGGGCAAGGUGGACCUCAAAUACGUGACGGACGGCCAGGGCGGCUACUACUACAAGGAGCACCUGCCAAAGUUAGGUGAGCACACAGAGCUGCAGAGACAGGAGAGUGCCGACAGCCACACGUUCCAGCAGGGUGACAAGGUGAAGUGUCUCCUGGAGGUGGACAUCCUCCGACAGAUGCAGGAGGGCCACGGAGGCUGGAACCCUAAGAUGGCAGAGUACAUUUGCAGAAUUGGCACUGUGCACCGUAUAACGGAUCGAGGGGACGUCCGGGUCCAGUACAGCAACAACAUUCGCUGGACCUUCCACCCUGGAGCGCUGACUAAGGUGAAUACGUUUGCAGUAGGCGAGCUGGUGAGGGUUUUGGAUGAUACUGAGAGCGUCAAGCGACUGCAGGCUGGCCAUGGAGAGUGGACAGACAGCAUGGCUUCUGCCCUGGGCGAGGUUGGCAAGGUGCUGAAGGUGUACGCAGAUGGCGACCUGCGCGUGGCGUUCGGGGGACAGACCUGGACCUUUAACCCCGCCUGCCUGUCGGCUCAGCCCGGCGAGGUGGACGCCAAUCUCAUGACUGCCGAGAACCCAAGCGAAUCCGGAAGCGCGGUGAUAUCAGUCCUGGAGAAGCUACUGUCCCAGUCCCCGGAGCUGGACAGCCCUGCGCGCCUGGUCAUCGAAGCGGCGCACGGCAGCGCGGCCAAAGUCCGCGACCUGGUGCAGAAGUUUCCGGACAAGGUGGACAUUAAGAACCAGGGGAAGACGGCUCUGCAGGUAGCUGCCCACCAGGGUCACGCCGAGGUGGUGAAGAUCCUCCUGCAGGCCAACAGCAGCAUGGAAGCCAAGGACGAGGACGGCGACGCCGCGCUGCACUACACCGCCUUCGGGAAUCAGGCGGACAUCGCCCGCUUGCUCCUGAGCAGAGGAGCCAACGCCAACCUGCUCAACAACUCCAUGUGCACGGCGCUGCACAUCGCCGUCAACAAAGGCUUCGCCGACGUGGCGCGGAUGCUGACGGAGCACGCAGCCGACGUCAACCUGCAGGACUCGUACGGGGACACGCCGCUGCACGAUGCCAUCUCCAAGGACUUCAGGAGCAUCAUGGAGAUCCUGACAGCCGUGCCGACCGUGGACUUCUCGCAGCGGAACAACCGCGGCUUCAACCUGCUGCACCACGCCGCCCUCAAAGGCAACAAGCUCGCGACGGAGAUGAUCCUGGCCCGCGCCCGGCAGCUGGCUGACGUUAAGAAGGAGGACGGCUUCUCCGCGCUCCACCUGGCCGCUCUCAACAAUCACCGUGACGUGGCCGAGGUCCUCAUCAAAGAGGGCCGCUGCGACGUCAACAUCCGCAACAACCGCAGCCAGACGCCGCUGCAGCUGGCCGUGACGCAGGGCCACGUGGUGCUGGUGACGCUCCUGGUGGCCGAGGGCGCCGACGUCAACGCCGAGGACGAGGAGGGGGACACCGCCAUGCACACAGCCCUGAGCCGGCAACAGCUGGCGGGGGCGCCGGCCAGCAGUGAGAGGGAGUCUUCAGCCCUGUGCAGCCGGCUGAGCAGCUCAGGUCUGCUGGGGAACACGGAGCUGAAUGUGGGUGCUGCCAUUGCCUGCUUCCUGGCUCAAGAGGGCGCCGAUAUAAGCUACGCCAACCACAAGGGCAAGAGCCCACUGGACCUGGUGACGGAGAGCACCGUCCUGCAGCUCAUCAGGGGCUUCUCAGAGAAACACAGGCUCCAGCAGCUGCAGGCCGUCCCGGGCGGCGGAGGAGGCGGCAGUCUGCGGCGGGUGCACACCACACCCAACACCAUGACCAACCUGGCCAUGCCCAGCGUGCCCGGCCCCAGCGAGUGUCUCAUCUGCUCGGAGCUCGCCCUGCUCGUACUUUUCUCACCGUGCCAACACAGUGUGGCCUGUGAGGAGUGCGCCCACAGAAUGAAGAAAUGCAUCAAAUGCCAGGUCACGAUCACCAAGAAGAUCCGACAAGACCAAACAGAGGUGGACAGCAGCCCCAACACGGAGCACUCGGAGCAGCACAACCUGCUGGAGCAGCUGCAGUCGCGCUACAGGCAGAUGGAGGAGCGCAUCACCUGCCCCAUCUGCAUCGACAACCACAUCAAGCUGGUCUUCCAGUGUGGCCACGCCUCCUGCAUCGAAUGCAGCUCCGCCCUGAAAACCUGCCCCAUCUGUCGGCAGACCAUCCGCGAACGCAUCCAGCUCUUCGUGUGACCCGACGCAUGCUCUCUCUCUCUCACGCGCGCGCACGCACGCACACACGCACACACACACGCUCACACACGCUCGGACGACCCUGUGUUACCGUCAGCGCUCAUGGUUGGACAGGGACGUCGAGGCUUAGCUGUGAUUAGCCAAUCUGCUGCUCUCUGCUCCUUAAGCCUGACCAGUCUGUCGCAACAGAUGCCACACCCACUCCUGGUGGAAUUUGGGCAGUUAUGUUGAUGAGGGACCAUUCGGAAUUUUGCAAAUGAUUGAGAAGGGUGAGGCUGUGUGUGCGUGUGGCUGUGCGUGCGUGUAUGUGUAAGCAGGCUGGUAUAUUCAAUGGCUCUAAAAAGCCACCGCUUAAACAUACACACCCAAUAUCUGCGCACACAAUACCAUCACACCUGGCCAACCACAAGUUAAUAAAUCUUUUCCCCAGUGGCCUCCCUCCUUCACAGACGAACAAGAAAUGAUUCUUAGAACGCAGUUUUCUAAAAAAUUAUUAUUAUUUUUUAAAAAUCAGUUGCUGUUCUAUCGCAGUCUGUUUGACAGUAAUUGGCACUGAAGUAGCUCUGAGACGUUUACAGACCGAGCACACUGCUACACUCUGCCCAGAGACUGGACGCUUACACAGCAUGUGGACUUGGAUGGCACUGCGUCUCCAGAUGCAUAGCUCCGCAAAGUGAGACGUUUUGCACGUGAGGGACGACCUGUCCAGCCUUUUGGAGUGCGGCUUCAAGCAGCCCGUAGUCACAUCACGCAACGUGCUGCUAUCGCUUGUCAGAGGGCGAUGGCGUACAGCUGCUCUCUGUCCCUCUGAUAGAUCCCAGAAUCUUCCAACAAGCAAGGGAUGUCAAAUGCAUGCUGAUAUGCAUAUUACCUAUUAACGAUAUAUUGUGACAUGGAUUACAUUUUGUGGUGUUAUGAGGCAGUCUGUCACUUUUAUUUAUGUGUGAUGCAGUGUGUCACCUAGAAGUGGAAUGAAGGAGUCACAAGCACCGAAGAUCACAGCGCUACACGUUAAUUUAUUAGACCCAGUCGUCUUGAGCUCGUAGGCCGAACAAAACAGAAGCCCGCAUAUAUAAAAGGUCGUUUGCUUUCUUUUUAAGUUUACAAAAGGAAAUGUUUCCUUUGAUAUAAGACACUAAACCGGGUGGUGGUGGGCCGUUCAGCAUGCGGGACUGCAACUUCUACCCUGGGCGUGCUCCGUGUGGCUUUGACGGACACGUAUCAGACCCGCAGACGAAACUGGCGGCGAGCAGCACUCCAUGGGCGUCAAGCCUCCGCCCCAUCGUCCUCGUCCACCCAUCCACCCUUGGCUGAGACAAAGUGGAAGCCCUGAUCCCGGAUCAGCGUUUGCUACAGGGCUCCCGUGUUUAAUGCUGUUACAUGCGUGGGUCUGGGUGAAGGUGAUCCUACAUGGGCACGCUCACCCCUAGACCUGUGGCACGCAGGGCUGUUUCAGCAGUAGUCAGAACCUGCGCCUGCACCCUGCCAACUUUUCGUAUUGCUGUUCGAAGCAAGCAGCCCCACCCCACCAACAUUCUGCUCACUGGUUCUGGUGAAUUGCGGGCGGUCCCGAGGCGCGGUGGGGACACACGCUGCAGAAAGGAUGGACCACUACACACCCUCUCGCGCGAAUGUCCGUCAGGAUCUUGAUCUUUUUUUUUUUUCCCCCCCCUCCCCCUCCCGACAAUUAAAAAUGGAAAUCCUGCAUUAAUAUACCAAAACAAAAGGUUUGUGCAUCUGUCGAGAACCAUCUGACAAAUGUCAGCCACUCUCCGAGUUAUCCCGUGAAACGGAGCCCCCACCACGUCCCCUGUGUAGUGUGAAUCCUGUACGCAUUCUAUUCCAGAAGGGCUUACUAUAUGCAUCAAAGAGAAAAGGAUCUAUUUUGGUCUCUACACUUUUCAUUUUCUAUUACGUUUGGAGUCUAGCAGCAGGGGGUUUAUACUCUAGGCAGCCCGGUUCCAAGAUGGCCGUUUGAGUGUCAACAUCGGUGUCCUGCUGCAUGGAGCUUAAGGACGUCCGUGGAGCUUGUAGGAAACAAGGCGGCAACACCAGUGCCAAAAAACCCCACCCCCGCCUGUCCAAGGUAUCGCACGCAUUAGUCCCAAGAGUGUCACUUCUGAAGCUUUUGUACAUGUCCGGAUUAUUCUAAUUCAGAUUUUGUCAAAUUUUGAAUGGAUUUGGUUUUUCCCCCUUUAAAAAGGACAAUGUUGGGCAGAACAAAGGAAGCGUUUGGUGCGUUCAGCCUCUUAAGGUAGAUAGGCGAAGUGUUGCCGACAGACAGCUAUCAGCUUACUACUCACUGUAUUGACUAUUGAGGGUCUGUAUCUUACUGAACAUCAUUCUUGGUUUAAUAGUAUAACCAAGUUAUGUCUUCUCACAUAUAUUUUGACAUUUUCAGUGAGAUGCUAAGGCAGGUUUAUGCCUUUUUUGUGUUUUGAGGAGUGUGUUCUUCGCUCUUAACCAUGGUGGUUUUGACUGGCCUUUUUUAGAGGGUGGGGUCGGGGUGUCAGUCAUUCAACUACUCUUGUGAGGUAAGACUUAAGUUUAUAGUAAUUGCCGUCCAUACAGUAGUGUGUGUAGAGGUGAAGUCUAGCUUGCAGAUCUGGGAUCAGUCAAGUUGUGUAGUGGUUCAUAAUGACAUCGGAGCAAGAACAGCAAGACGUGUAGCUGAACCAGCAGUGGAGUAAUGUGAGUACAGUUCUCUUGGACAGAUAUCCAGCUCAACUUGAGUAGCAAAUAGACUUAAGAAAUUCUACGGUAGAAUUGAAACUAGUCAGUACAGAUAAUUGGCAUUAAAAUGCUGUCGUUGGUGAUCAUAAACGUGAAUCGUACAUGAGUCAGUUCCAGAAAAGUGAGUGGGGGGGGGGGGGGAAUGGUGUGUUUGAAAUUACAUGUUGUUUUGUUUUGAAGAUGUUAGAUUAUUUAAGCAACAAAGGGUUACUGUUGAUGUUUGUACAGUCCAGCACGCAGAGUUCUGAUGUGGGCCUUACUGUCCCAUUCUUUUAUUUGUGUUUAUUUGUUUUUUUGUUUUGUUUUUUUAGUUUCCUCUGUACAAAAUAUUUUGCAAUAAAUAUGGAACUGUUUUAUAAAGCUAAAA
This is a messenger RNA of Electrophorus electricus (electric eel), 6656 nucleotides long. RefSeq names its product MIB E3 ubiquitin protein ligase 2 (gene mib2). Gene Ontology annotation, molecular function: protein binding; ubiquitin-protein transferase activity; zinc ion binding. Lineage: Eukaryota; Metazoa; Chordata; Actinopteri; Gymnotiformes; Gymnotidae. The record is from RefSeq and is a predicted model, not a curated record. Gene Ontology annotation, cellular component: cytoplasm. Gene Ontology annotation, biological process: protein ubiquitination.